AUGUCAGAGGUGUACGUAAAUCGCAAAACAACGUCACUCGAUUUUGAUGCAUCCACUAAAAACGGAUCAAGCUUCGAUGCCUUAGAGUGUAUACUUACAAGCAGAGAUGAAACACUAGAUCCUAAUCCAAAAAAUGUAGAUUUUAUCACAUUAGAGAGCAUGCUUGUUGAUGCUGCAACAAGUAGAGACUUGGAAUCAUUCAGAAAAAUUGUAUUGCCACUGGUAGAACUUGGUCAAAUCUCGAGGUUGGAUUCCAUCAAUGCACUUCAUUGGGCUUGUUACUCUGGCUUCGUAGAUCUUGUUAAUAUUCUUUUAAACUCUGGCUGUGAUCCGCAUUACCCCGAUGAUAUCAACUUGGAGACUCCAAUUUACUUUGCCAUAAAGGCUUCAAAUGUAUAUAUUGUACAUUUGUUGGUAGAAAGAUAUGGAAUACCCAUUCUUUGUCAUGAAAAUCGUAAAUUUAUGUCCCCAUUUAUAACAGCAGCUUCGGAGUUUGUUGAAGAUAAUGUCGUUGAAACACUCCAUAUCUUGGAAUACCUUUACUUGGCUGGCGUUUCCUUGGAAGAACAAGAUGGACAGGGAAGGACAGCAUUGAUGCAUGCAAGCAGAAGGGGUUCUUCUGUUGUAGUUCAGUGGUUGCUAAGUCGAGGAGCAAAUAUGAACCACAGAGAUCAUUUAGGAAAUUCAGUACUUCAUCAUGCUUGUACUAGUGGUAGCGAAGAUACAUUGAUGUUGCUAUGUAAAAAUGGAGCUAUCAAGUUGUUGCAUUCUAAAGCAAUUGCAGCCACUAUUAGAGAACAAACUCCUUUGGGAAUAUCAUUGAUGAAGCGAAACUACCUGCAAUUCGCUAUUUUACUGAUUUGGUCAUUUCAGUAUAAUAUAACUGGAAGAAUAUUUUCUUUAAGGAGCAUGUAUCCGGUGUACUAUUGGAUUAUAUCUUUUUUGAACCUGUUUUUCUUCGUGAAGCUAUAUGGUAAUGAUCUAUAUAGAGGAACUAUUCUAGAUUACUGGAUAAUUAGCUGGAUAGCCUCACAAUGUUUUUGGUUUGCAACGUAUGUGAGUGAUCCAGGUGUUGCAAGAAAGAACCUUGUAGUAUCGCAAAAGGACCGUGUGUCAAAAGAAUUUACUCAAGAAUCACUCUACCCAGUUCAAAAGGAUGAUUUGUACGAAAGUAUGCUGAGUGAAUUAGAAAAUGAACAGUUGAUGGUAAACUACAACCUAUACAAAAUUACUGGAGAAAGCUAUCUUUUAAACUUUUGGUUCCCUCAUAACGAAUUUGAAUCGGAUUUGUUAAAGGAACCUCUUAAUGGCUACUAUGAAUCUCAUGCCUAUUUUGAAAACCCAAUCAAGGAACGGGUUCAAACAUGUAGAGUUAAUGCUGCGCACAUACAAACGGAGAUGAGAGCUUUAUAUGCUCAUGUGGCACUAGAUAGACAAUCAAAAUCUACAUAUGCUGAUCACAUUUUGUACAGAAAUAUUUGCGUUCACCCUGACACAUACAGGGAUGUUUAUAGAAAUAUCUGUAUAACGUGCAACAUGGAAAGGGCAAGCAGAUCACAUCACUGUGGAAUUUGCGGGAAUUGUGUGAUACAUCAAGACCAUCACUGUGCAUGGGUUGAUAAUUGUAUUGCUAGAAAUAAUCAGAGAUCCUUUUUCCUCUUUCUCACAUUUUUAUUUGCCACGUUCGUUCAAACACAAUAUAUACACAUUGUCUAUCUCUACUGCGAAAAGGAUUGGCACUCACUAUAUGCUCUGUGUAUACUUGGUGUUGAUGCUGGUAAUGCAGUUUUGCUGGCCUUUGUAGUAUACUUGUGGGCUAGGACGAUAAGGUCCAUGGUAACCGAUGUUACAUUUUACGAGUAUCUAAAGAAACCAUACUAUAUAAGGAAAAAGUUUAAGAAUACGCAAGGAUCUUUAUGGGACUUUUCAAAUACUUCAAUGAGAAGUGCUACACAUAACAUUUUAAAUUUCUGGACUUCCAGACACUACUAAUA
Messenger RNA from Theileria equi strain WA, 1994 nucleotides. Its product is annotated as zinc finger protein DHHC domain-containing protein. Lineage: Eukaryota; Apicomplexa; Aconoidasida; Piroplasmida; Theileriidae. Gene Ontology annotation, cellular component: Golgi membrane. Gene Ontology annotation, biological process: protein palmitoylation. Gene Ontology annotation, molecular function: palmitoyltransferase activity; protein binding. The coding region runs from base 1 to 1992 and encodes 663 amino acids. The record is from RefSeq and is a predicted model, not a curated record. The transcript is spliced from 8 exons.